This is a messenger RNA of Pezoporus occidentalis (night parrot), 1967 nucleotides long. RefSeq names its product solute carrier family 22 member 31 (gene SLC22A31). NCBI's taxonomy places the organism in Eukaryota, Metazoa, Chordata, Aves, Psittaciformes, Psittacidae. Bases 22 to 1713 code for a protein of 563 amino acids. Gene Ontology annotation, biological process: transmembrane transport. The transcript is spliced from 9 exons. The record is from RefSeq and is a predicted model, not a curated record. Gene Ontology annotation, cellular component: membrane. Gene Ontology annotation, molecular function: transmembrane transporter activity.
CUGCCCCUGCCGCGACCGGCGAUGCCGUCUGAGGGCUGGCGGCCGCGGGGUCGGCUGGCGGCGGGGGGGUGGGCUCCGUGCGUGGUGCUGGCGCUGGGCUGGGCGCUGGGCUGGGCGCUGGGAGCCGCUCCCCCGCACCGCUGCCGCCCGGACACCGCUCUGCUGCCGCCGCCGCUCCGCCGCCUGGCGGGGGUCGCGCUCCUGCGCGCAGCCGUCCCUCGGCUCCGCGGCGGAUGGAGCCCCUGUCAGCUCUACCGGUACCGAGGCACCGCCGCCGCCGGCCCCAACGGCACCGGGCCCUGCACGCGGGGCUGGCACUAUGCCCUUCCCGCCGCCGGCCUCCGCUCCAACCUCGUCACACAGUGGGAUCUCGUGUGCCACUCGCGCUGGAAGGUGCCCCUGGAGCAGACCACACACUUGCUGGGCUGGACGCUGGGCAGCAUCACGGCUGGCCUGGCCUGCGACAGGUUCGGCCGCAGGACGGCCUUUGUGGUGUCCCUGGUACUGGCGGUGCCGCUGGGGAUCAGUGUGGCGCUGGCCUCGGACUUCACCAUGGUGCUUGUGGCCCGGCUGCUCUUCGGGGCCGCUCUGGCGGGCGCCUUCCUCUCCCUCUAUGUUGCGCGGCUGGAGAUGUGUGACCCCCCACACCGCCUAGGGGUGACCGUAGUGGCCAGCUUCUUCUGGAUCGCCGGGGAGCUGCUGCUGCCGGGGCUGGCCGUGCUGUGCCGGCACUGGCGGGUGCUGCAGGGCGCUGUCACCACGAUCCUGGCUCUGAUGGCUGCCUUCUGGUGGUGCCUGGUGCUGCUGCUGGAGUCCCCGCGCUGGCUGCUGGCCACACGGCAGCUGGACAGGGCCAGGAAGACCCUGCAGGCACUGGGCAAGGGCAGCGGCUCCGAGCACAGCUCCUGCCACCAACAGAGCCUCUGCGCCGAGCUGCAGUCCCUGUCCGAGGGCUCUCCGAAGCCCCGGUACCACGCUGUCUGCGAGAUCUUCGGCACCCGGGUCAUAUGGAAGAACAGCGUCAUCCUCGGCUUCACAGCGUUCAUCGGCGCCGGCAUCCACCACUGCUUCACCCGCAACCUGGCCCCGCACCUGCCCCACUUCUUCUCCUCCUACUUCACACUGGUGGGCACCGAGGCCACCGCCUCCCUCUUCGUCUUCCUGACAGCCGAGCGCUUCGGGCGCCGCGCCAUCCUCCUGCUCUGCACCGUCCUCACCGGCAUCUGCUCCCUCCUGCUGCUGGCCCUCACCCAGUACUUGCUGGAGUUCAUUGUCUUGACCCUGUCUGUGGUUGGCAUCACCACAUCACACGCCGUCACCAUGCUCAGCAUCUUCUUCGCCAGCGAGGUCCUCCCCACUGUGGUCAGAGGUGCCGGGCUGGGCCUCAUUGCGGGCGCCAGCUUCGUGGGCAAGGCAGCAGCCCCCAUCACCGCCAUCCCCAACAGCCGUGGCUUCUUUCUGCACCACAUCGUCUUCGCCUCCUUCACCAUCCUCAGCAUCCUCAGCAUCAUGCUGCUGCCAGAGAGCCAGGGCCACAGCCUGCCUCAGUCCCUGGAGGACGGUGAGAAGCAGCGCCGGUCCCCCCUCUUCCACCAACCACCCCGCGAGGACCACGUGCCCCUGCUCGCCACCCCGCGCAGCCAACACUACUCCAACCUCACCUCCUCCACCAAAUCCAUGGCGGGCUCCACAGUCACCCCCAGUGAGAUGUAGCUGUGCCCCCCACCCCAUACUGGAGUCUCCCCACUGCUGAACACGGUGCUGGGACCCCCCAUCUUUGGGUGCUCACGGGGAUGACGGGGUGCACCGGAACACAUGUGAUGGGGGGAGCAGCAAGCCAACCCCACGGUGGGGGUGGAUCCUGCCCCACGAGGAGCUUUGCUGAGAGUCCUGGGGCAGAGGUGAUGCCCCCCCUGGGAUGCUUGCACCAGAGGCUCGCGGGCUGCCAAUAAAAGUGCCUUGUUUCU